Gossypium raimondii (Peruvian cotton) is the source of this 381-nucleotide messenger RNA. RefSeq names its product 60S ribosomal protein L38. The record is from RefSeq and is a predicted model, not a curated record. NCBI's taxonomy places the organism in Eukaryota, Viridiplantae, Streptophyta, Magnoliopsida, Malvales, Malvaceae. Gene Ontology annotation, molecular function: structural constituent of ribosome. Gene Ontology annotation, biological process: protein-RNA complex assembly; translation. Gene Ontology annotation, cellular component: cytosolic large ribosomal subunit; ribosome. The transcript is spliced from 3 exons. Bases 1 to 381 code for a protein of 126 amino acids.
AUGGGUCCAAAAUACGAGUUGGUUCCGGCCAUUGACAGGCAACAACCCGAUUUUACUGUUCAUUUCAGCUCAUUGGAUAGUAGCUCUAUAAAUAAUUAUUUUUGUUUUGUCGGCUAUGUUGCUGCUGAUGAAUGUUGGAUAUGGGUUCGAGUUUUCUCAUUUAAGUUUUACAUAAAUUUGGAGCCUAAGCAGAUUCAUGAGAUCAAGGACUUCCUUCUGACUGCCAGAAGGAAAGAUGCAUGCUCUGUAAAGAUCAAGAAGAGCAAAGAUUUUGUCAAGUUCAAGGCCCGCUGCUCCAAGUACUUGUACACACUUUGCGUGUCGGAUGCUGAGAAGGCUGACAAGUUGAAGAAGUCCCUUCCUCGAGGUACAUCUAUAUAA